This is a messenger RNA of Gadus chalcogrammus (walleye pollock), 6443 nucleotides long. It is a transcript of the gene tasora, whose product is annotated as transcription activation suppressor a. The coding region runs from base 191 to 4975 and encodes 1594 amino acids. Gene Ontology annotation, molecular function: chromatin binding. The record is from RefSeq and is a predicted model, not a curated record. NCBI's taxonomy places the organism in Eukaryota, Metazoa, Chordata, Actinopteri, Gadiformes, Gadidae. Gene Ontology annotation, cellular component: nucleoplasm; heterochromatin. The transcript has 22 exons. Gene Ontology annotation, biological process: protein localization to heterochromatin; negative regulation of gene expression, epigenetic.
UCCGGAACCCUCAGCCAAUCAGCUGCCUGGCUGCAUGAAGCUGUGUGUUUCCCGAGUUCAGUGUGUUUUCAUUUCGGGGAACGGAGCAUGGUUCCUUGAAUAACAGCCCUGCCAACUUGCGACACCGGCUGGAGACCAGAGACAAAGUAACGGCCAAUGAGAGAACUAUUUAUCGCUUGAUGCUUCGACGAUGGAGGACGCACGUAGUGGACGGAGAAACCCGUCUGCCGCGGGGAGUAACGUUAGCAACAGAUCUGCCGCCGACAGCCAAGAUGGCGGACUGAGUCCCAGUUGUGGGUCUCCAACGGCUUCAGAUCACCGAGGGUCCGAGGUUAUAGACCUUCUGAGUUGCCCGGAAACCAAGCUGUCGGAGAGAAAGUCCUCGGCCUCGAACCCGGUGCACCUCAGACACAUGCCCAUGGAGCCGCUCAAGUUCCACAUCCCGAGGAAGAACAAGGAGACGAGAGCUCUGUUCCAGUAUGUGUCAAGCGAGUCCAGGGAGUUUGAGGACAUGCUGACCAUCCUAACGUCCAGCUACAAGGACAGCAGCUCCUCACUCUGCUUCACCUACAGCAAGCCUAGACUGGUGCACAAUGCUGUGCUGGAGGGACAGUUUGUGGAGAAAAGAAAGGAGAUGAAGAGUGAAGGGAGGACGGAGAACGAGCUGGAGGAGAGCUACUGCUUCUUAUUAGCUGAUGCUGUCAAGCUGCCGUGGAUGUGUGAGAAGGGCUUGUUGACGGGACACAGCUGGGUCACGGCUCUGGGGAACCCCAGUAAAGGAGUGUAUCUGUCAAAGUUCUCUGACCUGCUCCAGAACAACUCCUUCAGCCCUGGCUCCUCUGGGGAGAUCCUCAUCUUCAAGGUCAUGAAGGGGAAGGUGAAGAGCAUCUAUGAAAGUAUGUCUAAGAACCUCCUGGACCCCACGCCGCGCUUCGACAGCCACGUUUCCAAAAAUGCCAGCAAGGUCACCUCACUGACCUCGUACCGUGCCUUCGAGCUCACACAGCAAUACUUCUACGAGUAUUGGUUCGACGAGGUGAGACCGCAGCCCCGACAGGUGUGUCCCUACGCUGUGGUCUCUUACUCGUUCAAAGGAAAAGAUACCCCACUCCCAAGCAAGCCCCUCCCCCCUCCCAGAUUGAACAGCCAAUCAGCAGGCGGGAGUAAAGAGCGUGCUCAGUUUGUGGUGUGGAGCGGGGCCCUGGUGAAAGGAGAACAGCACCUGCUCCACCUCUCCCUGCGCUCCUUCUCCCCUCCUCUCCUGCCCUGCAGCCUACCAGAAAAGCUGGAGAUUGAUUGGCUGAUGAGUCUGAACCAUGUGACCGAGCACCUCCCCGCCUCUCUGUUCUGUUGGAACCUCUACACUGGCAGCCAUGAAGUGGUGAAGAGCGGCUGGUUCUGUAGUCUGCUGGAGGUGUCGGAGCGGAGAGGCUCCGGACCCGACGUUGGCAAACUACUGCUGCAGCUGGAGGAGAGGAAACUGGUUCUAUUAUGUCCACUUCCUGAUAGUGGCUUCCUAAUCCUGCUUUCCAGUGUCCAAAUGGCCGCGCCUCCUGAGAGACCAGCCUUGUGGAAGAGAUGUCUUCAGGCCCUGUUCGUCUUCCCAGAGUCCAGAGACAUGGCUAGACCCAGAGGCUGUCCGUCCUCCUAUGAUGCCACGGGGCUUGUACCUCGGGGGGUGGAGCUGGGGCAAUUCGUCCCAGCGCUCCAUCACGCGCUGGUCAAGGCCCGGGCCAACCCCCCCACCGAGCUGGCGGCUGGUGUGGAGAGACAAGCUGGUCUCUACCUGGCCGGCAGGAGGGACCGCACGGUGCGGGCCUACCCCACGCCAGUGUAUGACUCUAAGCUGGAUGACAGAGGGAAGCUGUUUCCGGCUCCCAAACACCACCGUCUCAACAUGGAGGGCUACCUGCGCUCCUACCUCUACAGCCCGGUCUUCUACCAGCUCCCCUUGGGCCACGCCAACCGCCUGCUGGAGCUCCACCCACCUCCCGAUGAGGAGGAGCCGGAGGGGGCGGAGCCACUGACAGAGCCGGGGGCGGAGCCAGUCCCUGAGCAGACCAUCCCUUUGAAGGUGUUCAAGAGAAGCAGUGUGCGUGACCCCAGGACAGCAGGAGCCCGGGAGGAAGAGGCACCACAGGGGAGGAAGAGGAGUCUGGAGGAGCUCACUGACCCAUCGCUCAAAAGAAUAUACCAUGGGGAAGAGCCAGGAGCUUGUCUAACAGCUGACAGCAGCCCAAAGCCCGCCACCGGCUGCUCUCUCUCCUCUGUAAUUGGUUCAGGGGUUUUGAAGGACGUGGAUCUCCGAAGAGACGGACCUGAGGCUGCCAACAAGCUUCUCAACAUUCUUUCAGGUCUCAACCAACACAGUGAAGCAGCCAUUCAGAGUGGUGCAGAAGAGGAAGCGCGUGACAGGCUUGCUGGCAGGCUGGGUCUGCCCGACAGCGGUGACCUGGACCUCCGGAAACACCAGGAACUGGAGGUGCAGACUGGAGGAAGUGUGAGCAGCAUGGAGGGCUUCAGCCCGGGCUCCCACACUGGGGAGUUGACUCCUCAAGCAGCGGCCCAGGAAGAGGAAGAGAAAGAGAGGAGGGGAGGAGGAGACAAAGAACACCUUAUCCCUUGGGUUCUCAUCCCCAUUACAGGUGUCUGUUGUGACAAGUACAGCCAGCAACAGGUGCAUACCCCCCGGGACCCCCGCCUCUCGCAAACGGCCAGGGACCCCAGCAACUCCACUGGGGCCCCUAGCACUGUUCCCCCCUCUUCCCCUGAGCUCUCCAUCCCUACCUCCCCCCCUCCUUCAACCCCCCCAGGACCUUUCACCACCUGUCCCUUUAACGAGCUCCAGACUGGCUCUGUCGAGGUCCAAUUACCGCCCCCCGCCCCCUGGCAACCGGCAGGUGUUGCCAGCCAGAACAUGGAUACAACCCCUUUUCUUGCGGAGACCACGCACACGCCUUCUCCGUACAACUCUCCACAGCACAAGGAGGUAGUGGAGCAAAGAGAGGAAAUGGCACUGUUGGAGGAGGAGGAGGAGGAGGAGGAGGAGGAGGUGAGGAUGGAAUCAUCAAAACACGAGAGGGAGGAGGCCAGAGCCCCGGCCGUCGCCUCCCCUUCCCCUGCUCCCCUUCUCCUCGAGGACGUGGACGGUAUUGUGAUGGAGAACCUGGGAGUAUUUUCCUUGGACAUACAGCACCUCCUGCAGGAGGUGAACAUCACCUGCAGCGCCCGGCCUCACACACUGCGCACACACCCCAGGCAUCGCACAGUCUCUACGGAGCACAAACCAUCGACAGCACGCACACACUCUGUAGAACACAGCCCAUCCACAGCGUUUGCACGGUCUGUAGAACGCACGCCCUCAACAGAACCCACCCCCCCUGCAGCACCUAGCAGGAGGCUAGCAGGCUUUUCUCAGUACGUGUCAUUAUUCAGCACCAGCACGCCGAUCCAAGAAUUUGUUUGCUCUCUGAGGAACGACAUGAGCAGCUUACUGCAAGACACUCAGGCUACAGGUACUGAUAGCCUGGCUAACUCUAGCCUGGCUGAAGACAGCAGGACUGAAACCAAUGUGACACUAGCUAGCAGUAUCUCUGACUUCUUGGCCGGAAUGCGAGCUAGUGCUAACGACGGUAGUGGUAGCAUUUGCAGUAGCUCAGAACCCCUUGGUCACAACGUGAUGUCAUCUGGGAAGGAGGUGGAGUCUGGACCCAGCAGUGGGUCAGGCUUCAGCACUCCUCUCCUCCAGCCCCUCACAGAACACCCUCCACCCUGUGAAGCCCCUCCCCAGCCCCUGCUGGGACCCACACAACCCUCCUGGUGUCCCCAGCAACCGCCUGGGUUGCUUGGCAACAGCAGCAGUACCAUCGGCAGCAGUCUGGUGGAUGCAGACGGUGAAGGGAGUCUGUCUGUGCUAAGAGACAGACCCUGCCCUGACCUUGUCCCAGAGCCUGACCCUAUCCCUGACUCGGGCCUGGGCCUGUGCCAGGCUCCCCCGCCAGGAGCCAUCAGCUCCCUGAUCAGCCAACUGCAGCCAGAGGUGUUCAGCAAUCUUGUGGAGAUCAUCAAGGACGUGAAGAGGAACUCGGUCCAGUUCUACGUACACAACUCUGAGCCAGAAGACCUGCUCUACGACCAAAUCAGGGGCAAUGAGCAGGGCAAUGCAACAUGGCCUGUCGUACCAUAUCCAGGGGGUGCUGCCUGGGCCCCUUGCCCGCCUGGUUCCUGGCCUGGGCCCCCAUCUCCCCGGCGGCCUGGGGGGAAGCGAACCGGGGUCUGCUGUGAGACGUGCCAUAAGCCUGAAGGGGAGACCAUGUUGUUUUUGCAGCGGGAUCUCCUGAUUGGCAAAACAGGCGUUUGCCCCACUUGUAUUGUGACAGUUGGAGGGAAGAAGUGGGAUAUGUUCUUGGGGGCCAUCCCAGGGCCAAUCACUUGGGGCGAGGGAGUCCACGAGCCAGGGGACUUUCCCGAACCUUGCAUCAAGGGUUUUCUUAUCGGUGCGUCUGAGGAGCCCAACCCCAUGCAGUGGCGGAGGAUGCAGGGUAUUAGCAGGGACGUUCAAAGGGGGGAGAUAUGCAGGUGGUAUGUUACUGAUGAGCAAGGUGGCGGCAUAGAACAGGGCUGGGUCAGGGUUGGCGGACAGCUCAGUCUGGUUCUGAGCAGGAACUGGAGAGGAGCUAGGUUACCCUCAGCAUUCUCUCGUGAUCCUUUUACCUUGGUGCUGAAAAAGAAAACUUCUCCGAGACCCCGUCGGGAAAAUAGGGGCACGGUUGGGCAGCCGAAAAGGGCCAACAAGGAUGAGCCACGACGUGGUCAUGACAAGAGGAAUAUCAGUCAUGACAGAGCGGAACGGGGGGCCAUGGAGAGCAAAAGGAAGCUGCCCAAACCUCGGCAGACCCCUACACGGUAUACCCAUUCCCCCAGUGGCAAGGCAACCACAGACACUGAUAGGAAGAAAAAAAGAAGAAGGAAGUAGUACGUUUCAGUGGGCUUGACAUAAUGACCACAUCCCAGAAUGACCUGGGUUAUGAACCAACACAGCCCGAUCCGAUUGGACUUGGAGACCCCUUUUUGUGUCCCCUUCUGUCUUGAGUUUGAUAUGGCUCCUACCCUGCCUGAGAGAUUCAACUUUUUCUAACUUAAGAGCCAACUAGCUCGAUUGACCCUGGCAUCCCUGUUCGGUUUCAACCUCUGGUCCUUACCAUCGCAGCACCUAUGGUCAAGUCCCAACCUAUAUCCUGAUUUCAAUGCACUCUCCCCUCACAAACUCUCCGCAACACACUGCCUCACUACACUUCACGUCAAACUCUGAGGUCCACUGGCCAACACCUUCUAACUGUUCCUCCAAAUCCUCUUAAAACGAGAUUGUGCCUUUGGGGCGGUGGCACCCAGACUUGUAUUCGAUUUCGACUCUACGGACAUUGCUUAAAAUGCACUUAAAGGGGACCUAUUAUGCUUUUUCGGCUUUAAUGACCUAUAAACGUUUUUUAUAAUGAUUGAGAGUCUUGUUUAACCAUACUAAAGUGUCAAAUAAUGACGUACAUGCAUUUAGACGUAUUCCCUGCUGACAGUCUGGGGCGGCUGUGCAGAGCGCUAAACACUCGGGACAACUUUGCGAUUCACUUGUUCACAUUUCCGGAAAAUCAUCUACCUAGAGGCACUCCUGCCACGCCCCCAUAUGCCUGGUCAAAUCUGCACGCGCAAGUACAGAAAAGUAGUAUAAUAGGUCCUUUUUUAAGACAUCUUUUUAGACCUUUGUGGAAAAAAUCUACUUUGGUUCAGCUUUGGGGUUUUCUUGGAUUACGGUUACGGAAACACAAUAUUCCCAUGUAUGGGAUUGAUGUCUAAAUAUAAAGGGAAAAAAAACAGGGAAGCUUUUCCUGGCCCCCGGACAAGACAGUUACAGAAAAGAGUUGUAUUUCUGUGUCACUUUAGGUUAUUUGUCUUUAUCUCUUCAACUGGUUUUAUUUGUAAUAAAACAACUGGAUGUUCUUAUUUUGGACAGCCACACCCUGUGUAUAGUUUUUAUUUAUUAUGUCCUCUUUGUUAUCUUGUAUGUGUGGUGAGAGACAGCCUAUGGGGAGGGAGUCUAUAGGGAUACAGAGCCAGCAUCACAGCCAUCUAGACCAGGGACGUACAGAAGGUAAUUAGGGUGCGGUGUCUUGCCUCUGGUUAUGGGAAACAGAUUUUAAACGGGCAUAAGGUAUACUUUGCUUCAAUGUCCUCAGAUGCAGAAUGACACGUCACGGGCUGUAAAUAGUUGAAGGCCUGUGUGCUGCAUAACGUUGUACACGCAAGACUCGAUAGAACAAUCGCUUACAGCCUGUGUGUCUGUGUGUGUGUGUUCUAGGAGUAUCUGCUCUCCCAGGGACAUGUAGAACAAAGUCCGGUGACCUUUCUGGAACAAGAGGGUCCAGGAGAGCGGUUCCUGGUGGUGAUCCAGA